CAAGCUCCCUGUGUCCGUGCUGCAGGUGCGGCUGUGGAGGCACGCCGGAGCUUGGAGGAGCUGGGAAGCAGCACCUUACAGCACACUGGUGCCAUCUGACGAAGUAACUAUUAACUACAGACAUGGUCUUCCUGUGAUAACUCUUACACUGCCCACGAGAAAUGAACGCUGUCAGUUCACUGUUAAGCCAAUAGUGACCACUGUAGGGGCAUUCCUUCAGGACGUGCAGAGAGAAGAUAAAGGAGUUGAGAGGGCGGAAGUCUUUGCAACAGAUGGCAGCAAGGUCUCUGAUGCAACCUUAAUGGAGGUCUUAUUGAUGAAUGACUUUAAACUUGUUAUCAACAACACAGCAUACAGGGUGUCACCUCCUGUAAAAGAUAAGCUGAGUAGUGAGCAUGCUACUGAAAUGGAAGAUAUCAAAUCCUUGGUUCACAGAUUGUUUGUGGCUCUACAUUUAGAAGAUCACCAGAUCAGGAAAGAGAGAGAAUUGCUACAGAAACUGGACCAUCUGAAAGAAGAGCUGCUGCCUCUUGAACAGAUGAAAGCCAGAGUCACAGACAGUGCAGAUGCAAAGACCUCCAGGCUUCUAUGGGUUGGCUUAGCUCUGAUGUCAACACAAGGGGGAGCGCUGGCAUGGCUCACAUGGUGGGUCUAUUCGUGGGACAUCAUGGAGCCAGUCACAUACUUCAUCACUUACGGGAGUGCCAUGGCUUUCUAUGCCUACUUUGUUCUUACUAAACAGGACUACAUUUACCCUGAUGCUAAAGACAGGCAGUUCCUCCACUACUUCUAUCGGAAAUCCAAGAAACAGCAUUUUAAUGUGGAACGAUAUAACAAGCUCAAAGAAGACCUAGCAGAGGGGGGAGAAACCCCGAGGCGUCUGCGCCAGCCUCUGCACCUGAGGCUACCAAUCCAGGAAAUCAAUGACAAGGACUGACUUUGCUUUUGUAUAUAUUAGAAUUGCCCUUUAAAAGCUGAUAUGAACAUUUAAUUACUCUACAGAAACUGGAUAUUUUUGACCACUAUAGUUUUAAAAGUUGCAAUAAAUAUCUGUAAAAAUUAUUUG
Messenger RNA from Leptosomus discolor (cuckoo roller), 1066 nucleotides. NCBI's taxonomy places the organism in Eukaryota, Metazoa, Chordata, Aves, Leptosomiformes, Leptosomidae. The record is from RefSeq and is a predicted model, not a curated record.